AGUCGUCGUCCGUGCUUCGCCUCGUCGUCGGCUGCCCCAAGGAAUCGUGCAGUUGGAUAGGUUCGUGCUCGUUGCACAAUUCGCCAGCGAUGGCGAACUUAAACUUUUCGGAAUGCGUUAAGGAUCAGUUUUGCGCGAAUUACGGUCAUGAAAGGUUGCUAACGACGAAGUGCCGGCAUCCGAAACGAACAUUUUCCCAGUAAUACUUCCCAGAGUCUUCCACCGGUGCGUGUGUGUACGGUCCGCGAUUGAUUUGUACUUGAGUGCUUGAACAAGCAAUGUAAACAUAUCGUCUAUACAAACUGACCUACGAUAUGAAAUCCGAGGUCGUAACUGUAGUAGAUCUCCAAAAAAAAUAUUCCAGGCCUUGGACACUAUUAAUAUAGAAUAAGUAACCUAAUCAUUUUUUACGGAAUAUACCCCAAUGUCGUUAGUUAAGACGUUCACAAAAUAAAGGAUUCCGUUAAUUGCUAGUCUUGGUCUUCGCACCACUUUCAGUUAGUAAUAUCAGUUAGAAUUGCAUAUUGUAUUUAGAUUAAUUCAACAAAUUGGGUAUAAGCUUAAGGCAAAUUAACCAUGCAUACUUCCCAAAAUCGCUCUCUUGAACUAUAAAUGGUUGUGAAAUAUAGAAUGUUUGAAUAGGACCUUGAGUUAAACAUCGUAGUUGACUAUUAUUACCAGUGCUUCUCCAAAACUUUCUUAAUUAAGAUUAGUAUAAUACGUCUAUAAAUUAAAUGAUACAAUAAAAAUUAUGCAAUAAAAUAAAAGAAAAGUGCGGUACACAAACAAACAAAUUUAAUUAUAAGUGCUGGAAAAUGUGAAAAAAACUAAAACAUAACUAAAAGCGUUCGAGUCUAUAGGUAAAAAACUGUUAAAUGUUCUCCUUACUGGCUUCGAUGUAUUAAACCUGGCCUUAUUUUUCUCAUCUAUGCGCAACUAAUUUGCAAUGAUGAGUUAUCAGAAAGGUCUCAAGGAUCCAAACUUGGAUAGGCACAACAGCAAAGCCAAGUCCCGGCAUUUCACGGUCAACGGUCUCCUGAAUGCCAAUAACACGCUCCAGCAGCAGCAGAACCAAUACAACCUGCAGCCAUCGAAUGACAGUCGCAACAUCUACAACAAUCCCUAUAUUCCGCCGCAGCAGCAGCAACAACAGCAGCAACAGCUGCAGCAGCAGACGCAGCAGCGCACCGCCCACCUGUUCAAGGCCCUAGCUGCCUCCGCUGGCGGCACCAACGUCCUGACCCAUCCCUACGACUUCUCCAACUCAUCGUCCUCUCCCAACGCCAACAAUGAGCACCAGGGAUCAUCCUCGUCGGAAGCGGACAACGCCUUCCUAACUCAUAAUAACGGUGAGUUCAACCGAUAGAUAUUCGUUCAAUAACUCCUGAAGAGGGUAAAGUAUUUUUAGUCAAUAUUAAUUGUAAGUUGUUUAUGCAGCAUUUGCUGGUUUUCAUUUACGUUUGCACACUUGUCCUUUAUUUUUGAACAUGCUAAGGCGGAGCUAAUUCAACAAAUAUAGUGCCCAAGAAAAGUGACCUUCGGUCUGUUCAUCCAAGAAUAUAUCAUAUCCGUAGUGUUGUCCACAAUAGACCUUAGUUUUCGACGUGUUUUGGUGUGCUGGGGAGUUAUAUUCCGAUUGAAACCGUCCAAAACUGAGGCCAACUGUGAGGCGUGAGCAACUAUCCAAACAGCGAUACCAACGAGCGCGUCCUUUUCAAUUCAUUUUAUUUGCAGUCCACACAAAACACGUUUGAUUUGAUACUGUUUGACUUUGGUUUUGGAUAUUGUGUAUUCUUAUUUGCCAUGUAAUUUGGUAUUUGUUUGAUUCGUCACGAAGGCCAAGCGUAUUUAUCUUUACUAAUAUUCCACCACAACAAGCAAACAAAUGAAACACGGUAUAAAAGACGAAUUCGAAUACGAGCUCAGUAUCCUAUUCGAUAUACUUAACUCAACAUAAAACCCAGAUUCAAGAGGAAAAAUUAUCAUUUCAUUUCUCAAAUAGAACACGUGACAUGGCAACAAAUACAGCGUCUCUUUUCGUUUAUUAUUGCUGAAA
This is a messenger RNA of Drosophila yakuba, 2056 nucleotides long. RefSeq names its product putative mediator of RNA polymerase II transcription subunit 19. NCBI's taxonomy places the organism in Eukaryota, Metazoa, Arthropoda, Insecta, Diptera, Drosophilidae. The transcript is spliced from 5 exons. The record is from RefSeq and is a predicted model, not a curated record. The coding region runs from base 947 to 1366 and encodes 139 amino acids.